This is a messenger RNA of Sinocyclocheilus grahami, 1049 nucleotides long. RefSeq names its product mitochondrial trans-2-enoyl-CoA reductase (gene mecr). Gene Ontology annotation, molecular function: oxidoreductase activity. The transcript is spliced from 9 exons. Bases 105 to 1049 code for a protein of 314 amino acids. Gene Ontology annotation, biological process: fatty acid metabolic process. The record is from RefSeq and is a predicted model, not a curated record. Gene Ontology annotation, cellular component: mitochondrion. NCBI's taxonomy places the organism in Eukaryota, Metazoa, Chordata, Actinopteri, Cypriniformes, Cyprinidae.
UACAGGCUUUACGGUACCAACAUGGCCACUUCCUUGGACUUAUGCUCUCUUGUGCUUAUUUAAACGUUGUAAGACUAUGAUAGCGGACAUAUCACAACUUUAAAAUGAAUCUAUCGCGAGUCACAUCGCUGUUAAUACGGGGGCGUCGCGUUUACCGGACAGCGGGGCUUGUCUGCGGCGAGCCGAUCAGAGAUGCAGCUGUCCUCCUUAAAAACAGCUACUCUGUGUCUGCAGCCAGAGACAGAACCGCACUUCUGCACAGAAACCACGGCGAGCCCUCACAAGUCGUCCAGUUGGAGUCAUUGGUUCUGGCACAAAUGGGACCUGAGAGUGUCCUGGUGAAAAUGCUGGCGGCUCCCAUCAACCCCUCUGAUUUAAAUAUGAUUCAAGGCACAUAUGCCAUCCUGCCUGAGCUUCCAGCAGUGGGAGGCAAUGAGGGUGUGGGCCAGGUCAUGGAGGUGGGUGACAAGGUGAAGACACUCAAGGUGGGCGACUGGGUGAUUCCAAGAGAUGCCGGCAUAGGAACGUGGAGAACAGCAGCUGUUUUGAAGGCUGAUGAUCUGGUGACUUUGCCUAAAGACAUCCCUGUACUGUCUGCUGCCACUUUGGGAGUCAAUCCCUGUACUGCUUUUAGGAUGCUCACAGACUUUGAGGAGCUCAAACCAGGAGACACAGUCAUCCAGAAUGCAGCUAACAGCGGAGUCGGACAGGCUGUUAUCCAGAUUGCUGCUGCUAAGGGCAUUCAAACAAUCAAUGUCGUCAGAGACAGGCCUGACCUGCAGCAGCUCUCUGACAGACUGACAGCACUGGGAGCCACACACGUCAUCACAGAAGAGACGCUAAGACGGCCAGAAAUGAAGGAGCUUUUCAAGUCGUGUCCUCGGCCUAAACUAGCUCUGAAUGGAGUUGGAGGAAAGAGCGCCACUGAGCUGCUACGCCAUUUACAAAGUGGAGGCAGCAUGGUGACCUACGGUGGGAUGGCCAAACAACCAGUCACUGUUCCAGUGUUGGAAGAGUUUCUUCGCAUCAACCGCUGGUCUGAAGCAUGA